AUGCAGACGAUUCUUUCCCGAGCCGGAGCGGCUCCUCGCAGCGGGUGCAAAGCCUGCAGCAAUGCCAUCGAUACCCUGGGCAGGAGAGCGACCUCUGCUCGCCGCAAGCCGACGUUCACCGAGCUGUUCACCGCCUGUUAUAGCUCCGUAUUUGCGACGGCGGCUCUGGUAGAUGCCGUCAGGAAGGAUGACCGCAGGAAGGAGCUGGACCGUCAAAUCGAAGAGGUCCGGAAAGAAAUAGCCGAACUCCAAGACCCCCGAAAACCGAGCGGCUCCGGCGACCUGGAGACUCCAGAACUUAGCCUUCGACAAAUGGACAUACUCUGGCGAAGCUUGAAAGACAUUUACAGUAAUCGUCCAUACAUGAAAGAGAUCCACCAGCCGGCGACCAUCGGACCGUCUGAUCUUGUUGAGGCUUUGAAACACGAGCACUAUGGCUGCCGCAAUCCCCCCCGGACGAUCGAUUACGAUAGGCUGGAGCGUGCAAUCAUACGUGAAGAAUGCGAAAAGGGGAAAUAUUACCGGGAGCCCCGAAACCAAGCUCAGCUGCUCCGCGAAUCUCUGAGUACAGAGCACCUCGUUCAGAAACUUCUAGACCGUACCGAUUUUCUUCCGGAAGACCAAACCGGCCCCUCGCUGCACAAAGCCCGGAGUUUACUAGAAAAAGGAAGCCUAGGCUUAGGUUUCACAUUCCGAUCUAUAAACUCGGCUAGGGCCCAGGACAACACUAUUCAACUAAACAAACGCCUGAGAUCCUUGGUGGCCUCCUCGAAUCUCAGUACGAAAGAGAAGGUUGGCAGGGUUUGCUAUAAUCUGCUAGUUUCACCACACCCACCAGACAUCCACACUUACAACACGCUGAUUGUUGCGUUUAAUAAAUCCGGUCAUCACGCGUUCGCUGAAGCUCUUGUUGCUUCCUUUUUCCAGUACCGACUCCUACAACCCACGCCAUCCACCUUUAUCGCCAUCUUAAAUCAUUACAAAUGCACCAGUAAUCACGGAAAGUUCCUGAGGGCGCUUUCUUGUAUCACCGGACUCGACAACCGGACAGGCGCAAAAGUGCGUAGGAGGCAUAUAUCAGAUAUCAGAAUAAGCCCAACUCUCUUGCCUUGGGCUUCAGACACGAAACGUCGAACUCUUACCGGAGAAUGGAUCUGGGAUCAUCUCCCGCUCUCUCAGCCUUUGGUGGAAGAGAUUAUUGGUGGCCUGCUUCACUUCAAGCUUUUUGACCAAGCUGCCGCAUUCUUUAUAUCAUGCAUGCAAUCCGGAGUCAAUAUCAGCUUGGAUACAGUCAGGUGUUUCCUGGAUGAAUGCAUCGAUGCUUUGGACUGGAGAGCUGCAGUCCGACUAACUGGCAGCUUGGCACGCUCCGAUUCAGUACUUCAGAGGCUACUUGGAGCAGGCAAUGGCGAGGGCAUAUCAUACAUUGCGAGCCGAAUACGCGUCUUGUUAGACAUAUGUGGUCUUGGGGCCGCAGAUCGGCCUCCUUCAAAAUCGCUUUUAGUCAGCUUAAAAGUUUCCGGGCCUUCUUUUGCCAAAUUCCUCAAAACUCUGGCCCAGGAGGCAGGUCCAUCGCAAGAGCCAUUGGCACAUAGCCGAGACAUUGGCAGAUCCAAAAGCAGAGUGCUGCAACUCGAAAGUAUUUGGAAAGAAUACGAGUUUGUGAGAAAGACGACCAUCUCUAUCGAAAGCAAACUUCUAUAUCCCGACUUCUCCACCGACUUUCGAGGUUCAAUGGCGCUCCAGAUUGGGCAGACGGCUUUGGAAAGAAGCAUUCAACUGAAUCAGGAAUUCGGCGAGCUGACGGGAUUGACGAAUAGUGUUUUGAACGAAUCCAGAGACGGUUAUGCUUCUCAGGAGUUUACAUCUCUCUCUGAAGAAGAUAUUCCUGCAGAGCGAGAAUCUCUAGUUUUGGCCGAAGAUGCGUCACAAUCGGAGAAGCCGGAAAUUCUUGACUAUGAGAAAUCACUUGAGCCUCGACUUAUAGAACGUCGACCCAAGCAAAUGCUACUGUCGUGUGCUGAUGGUACCGUGUUCAACAGCAGCGCUCAGCGAGCAGCGGUGCCUGAGCGCGCCCCGGCCAGCGGCCUUCCAGCAGUCGCAGCCGCCAGCCCACAGUGA
Trichoderma gamsii is the source of this 2121-nucleotide messenger RNA. RefSeq lists its product as hypothetical. NCBI's taxonomy places the organism in Eukaryota, Fungi, Ascomycota, Sordariomycetes, Hypocreales, Hypocreaceae. The transcript has 2 exons. The coding region runs from base 1 to 2121 and encodes 706 amino acids. The record is from RefSeq and is a predicted model, not a curated record.